CUCACAAAAUGAUAGAGGACGAACUGGUACAGUUUGAUAAAAGCAUAAAUGAAUUUUGGAAUAAAUUCAUAAACACUGUUAGUGACACCUCCUGUCAGAUGAUGGGACUAAGAGAUGCCUACAAGGACUCCAUGAAAGCAUUUGCAGAAAAGUUAUCUGUGAAAUUAAAGGAAGAAGACCGAAUGGUUGAGAUGUUUCUGGAAUAUCAAAAUCAGAUCUGCAAGCAGAAUAAGCUUAUUCAGGAAAAAAAAGAUAACUUGUUAAAGUUGAUUGCUGAAGUAAAAUGCAAAAAGCAGGAAAUAGAAGUCCUGACAACAAAUAUCCAGAAUCUUAAGGAAGAAUAUGCUAAAAAGAAGGAAACUAUAUCCACUGCUAACAAAGCUAUUGAAGAGAGACUGAAAAGACUGCAGAAAUCUGCAGACUUGUAUAAAUGUCGACUUGGACUAGAAAUUCGCAAAAUUUAUGGUGAUAAGUUGCAGUUUAUAUUCACUAAUAUUGAUCCUAAGCAUCCUGAGAGCCCAUUUAUGUUUUCCUUGCACCUAAAUGAAGAAAGGGACUAUGAAGUGUCGGAUAGUUCUCCCCAUCUUGAAUGCCUGGCAGAAUUUCAAGAGAAUCUAAGGAAGACCAACAAUUUUUCAGCCUUUCUUGCCAAUAUUCGGAAAGCGUUUACUGCUAUGGUUUAUAAUUAAUGCAUAAAUAGUAUAGAAAACUUUCUUCCUUAUCAUGUCUUUUUU
Orycteropus afer afer is the source of this 734-nucleotide messenger RNA. It is a transcript of the gene SPC25, whose product is annotated as SPC25 component of NDC80 kinetochore complex. Gene Ontology annotation, cellular component: Ndc80 complex. The record is from RefSeq and is a predicted model, not a curated record. Gene Ontology annotation, biological process: chromosome segregation. NCBI's taxonomy places the organism in Eukaryota, Metazoa, Chordata, Mammalia, Tubulidentata, Orycteropodidae.